AUGGCCCGGGGACUCAAGAAGCCACCAAAGCGCCGGCGGCUUGGGAGGCCCUGCCGAACUGCCACCUCGCAGGAGCAGAGCGUCAUGGCUUCGAAGGACUCGGUGGACGCUGCCACGGGCAGCUGGGCAGCCGAGGCCGUCGCCCAUGCCCGCAUCUUGCUGGGCGAAAGGCCACCCGAGCACGGUGUUCCGGAGGCGGCGGCGAUGCUGUCAGCUGUCCUUCUGAAACUGCCAGACCUGUGGUCUGAGCUCGCCCAGGAUAUGCUGCUUGCUUUCGGAAGCACUUCCACUGCGAAUGAUGUCUCCGGCAGCGCCAGGAGUCGCAGCGGAGGAUCGGCAUUCGUAGCUGGCCGCGAAGACUUGGCUGCGAGAUCAAGGAGGCUACUCCUCUCAGCUGUGGCAUCGGCAGUAUGUCCCGUCCGCAGCAAGGCGGGAAAUUCUAGGCCGCUCGCCGCCGCGUCGUCCGUGGCGCUCCAGUGCCUGCUGGGCGAGGCCGAGGCCGACGAGGGGAAGUUCAUUGCUGCCUUCCAGUCCCUGAGACGUGCAGAGGCCCUGGCCAAGCAAGCUGGCGACGUCAAUGGAUCCAGCAGGGCUGAAGCCGCUCUCGAUGGGCUCCGAGCAGCCGCUUUGCAGAGAUGGCACUUCCAGAUGAUCAAUGAUGUGCCGCGAGGGGAGCAGUACGGGCGGGCCAUCGCCUUGGCGGUGGCUCAGCUCGCAGAGAGGCCCCAGGUGCGGGCACGAGGCGGUGUCACCGCUUUGGAUAUCGGCACCGGAACGGGUCUGCUGGCUCUCAUGUGCGCGCGGCAACAGGGUGUGCAACAAGUCCAUGCCUGCGAGAUGAACGAAGCACUCUGCGCGAUUGCCAACGAGGUCAUCGCCUCACAGACUACACCUCACUGCCCGAUCACAUUGCAUCCCAACGUCAGCACAGCACUCUCCUUGGAGGAACGUGUCGACCUGGUGUUCUGCGAGGUCUUUGAUGCAGGCUUGCUGGGCGAGCAUGCCUUGCCGACGAUUCUCCACGCUCGACAGGCACUUUUGCGAGAAGGGGGUCUUCUUAUCCCAUCUUGUGCACAGCUUUUCGGGCAGCUGGUGGAGGCUCCGAAGCUUUUGGAGCGGUUUGCGGUGCUGCGAUCCCCGACCGGAGCCUCAUUGAAGGGAGCGAGGCUGCGCAACAGUGAGCGCUACAGCUGCGAGACGAUGUCCACGAUUCCGCACGUGAAGCUCACAGAUCCGAUUCCCCUCGUGAAGCUGGAUUUUCAGGAGAUUGAAUACUUGUACAGCAACUUGGGCAACUGGAUCGAUCCUCCAGUCGAACUUCGCGCCACUCGCGCUGGCAUUGCGCAGUUCCUGGUGUACUGGUGGGAGAUUGUCUUGGAUACAGAGGGUCACUGUCGCAUCAACACCGCACCGGAAGGAGGUUGUGAGUCCUGGGAGCAAGCCGUGAGACCCCUUGCUGGCUGGGACUCCGACGAAUGUCUUCGGGUAAGAGACGGCGACCUCCUCCACCUCCACCUCCGCAUGCAGGCUGAUGGCAUCGACGUACUGCUGCAGGAUGCGAAGAACUCCCAGGAUCCCGUCACAGAACAGGCAGUCCUGCACCCAGUUCCUUGGUCCUUGAGUGUUGCAUGGUUGGACACAUCUGCAUGCAGUGUGCUAGACAAUGGCUGCAUUGGCAUUGACACAGCUAUGAUGAGCCCAGCCAUUUGGGCCGCAGAUUCCAAGUCCCUGCAAGCCCUGACCGGCCGGUUUGCUUGCAGCAUGGCACCCGCAUGGUGGCGGAACUUGGGCACACAGUUCGAUAUCUCUUCCAUUUAUGCAGUUGCUCGUGGGGCACGAUUCCCUCCUGACGAGGCAACAGUUAAGGGCAAAGACCUUCUACUCAAGACAGAUGUGGGAGCGGCCCACAUACUUGACGCCAACGUAGGCCUUGGCAUUAAUUACGCGGUUAUGGCAUGGCAUUGGACCAUGGUCCUGGUCUUCGUGGUGACGUACUUCGGGAUUGUGGCUCUAACCACGUCGAUGCAUGAAGGCAUUCCGUGGCUGACGCUGGUGCAAAAGCUCCUCGUGUUCUGGAACAUGUGGGAAGCCCUAGGGCUUGGUGUCAUCUCGGGACCAAUGCAUGCCAAAGUGAAUCCACCGUUUCAGGACUGGUGGUAUCGAUGGACUGUUGGCACCAUGAAGUACAAUGCCCCCUUCCUGCCUUGUCUGCCCAAUCGCAGAAACUAUUUGGAUGUGCUCGUGGAGGGUGUCUUGAUGUACCUGCUGACGGUUCGCGUGCUUGUGUCCCCGGAAGUCACUCCUGCACUGAUGUGGCCGUUAACGGCCUGUCUGAUCUAUGAGUUUCUCUUCGACUAUGGGCAGCAUAUGCACACAUAUGGUACCCAAACGAUGUACUGCUUCUUCUGCAUGUGCUUCACUGUGGAGCAGGGUCAAGUCGCGGGCCUGCAGCUGUUCAUGACCUGGUUUUACUUGUGCUCUGGUUGGUGCAAGAUCGGGCCAUGGUUCAAGUACUUGAACGUGAGCAACCUCUGGUCUGCAAAGUACAUGGUGAGCAUGCCUUGGUCGGACUGGUAUCGGCGAGUCAUGUACAAAGGAUACAAAGACUCGGAUCCGGAUUACCACCUUACCCUGGCCGCUACGUUUUUCUCAGCCGCCUGUGCAGUCAGCGAGACUCUGGGGCCAAUGCUGGUGCUCUCGAACAACGACUCGGUGGUGACCUUUGGCAUCAUCUUCAUCUGCUGCAUGCACCUUUACAUCAUCUCUACGCUUAUCGUGGAUGUCUUCACCUGGAACUUCGUGGACGCCUUGUUGUACAUCUUCCUCUUCGGUUGCUAUGGGCCUGCGGUAGGCGGUCCUAUGGGUUUGCAAUGGCACGACGUUCCAAAAGUCCAUCCGGCCAUGGCUGCCUUCCUUUUGGCACAUGCCUUCUACAGUGUCUACGGCAACUUUGUCCCAAGCCAGGUGCCCUAUGUAGUGGCGCACCGACACGCUGCCGGGAACUUUGCGCAGGGUGUUCUCCUUGUGCGGGUAUCGGCGGCCGCCAAACUGGGCAAGGUGGUCGCACACAGCGGCUGCCCUGUGGUGAAGGGCGCUCCUGCCCCAGGAUGGAUGGGAGAGUGGCUUGGCUUCCACCUUCUGAUGGCCUACUUCUGGUUCUGGAACUUGCCCAACCGGAUGCUUCUCCCUUUGACCUUCGACCAGCUGCAAGUUUUUGGCGGAAGGGAGGAGGACUUCAUUAUGUUGCACUCGGUGUUGGUGUUCGACGCCUUGGCCGCACACGUCCGAUUUGACGGCCUCAGUAGUCUCGCCCUGGAGGGCGAGUGCACGCUGUGUUGGGUCGGGGGAUUCCAGUCUUUCCCGGUGCAGCUCUUCUCCGACCCCAGCGCCAUGUGGAAGGUGGUGGACAGCAAAAAAGGUGUCGUUCGAGAAGGCACCUAUACGGUCCAGGACGUGGAGGAUCCUGCAUACAAAAAGCCAUCGGACUGCAGAGAUCUCAAAAUCGCAAAGAAGCUCUCGAUGUCACGUGCUCUGGUGCCGGAUGACGACCUUGUCGAGUUGCCGCUUGAAGAAGAAGAGCUCAUGCGCUUCAAUGACACCGGCCACUGGCAGGCGGUCAAAGAAGCCAUGACCCGAGCACUCUCGUGUUUGGCGCCGGGCUCCUUCGUGCAGUUACUGGAUAUUUCUGAUGCUUUACCCCUUUCCCUUCUACUUGCUCCUGAGCUUUGUGCCACGGCUUCGAGAUGGGAUGCUGUCUGCUGUUUGCGAAGCCGCGCUGAGAAGCAGGCUCUACUUUCGCUGAUAGCCUCAAGCUCGCUGGACGCAGAUCGUGUGCAUAUUCUAUUGGCAUCGACGCAGCAACUGAUUCAGGCAGCAUUGCCGUCUCCAUUUCCACCGAACGGUGCUGGUGCAGAGGCCACUCUGCAGUCUACACCAUCGGCCAGCCUCAUCAUCUGCGAGGAUAUUGUGGGAGCUUCCGGCGCCCUGCGGGCAGAAGCUCUCGAGGAUUUGGCGCUCCUUUGGCGCACCUGCUCAGGGCGACACGGCCGAGAGCUACGAGUUGUCCCCGAGACCAUCGUGCUGAAGCUGUCUCUCAUUGAGAGUGACGAGCUGGAGAGGCGCACUCGUGUAGUGGAGCGUCCUGGUGGAGUUGAUGUCUCCGAAGUGAACGCACUGAGCGUUUCCGACUUCCUGAGUCUUGAAGAAUCACUCUUGAAGCCGAGAUGCUUAUGCAAGGAGGUGGAGGCCCUCUCGCUGCCCUUGGGCCCCUCCCUGCUCACGGCACUCGCAGCUCUCAGCGCACGUGAAAACGGAGCACCUCUGUUGCGCUUGAGGCUGACAGCAGAAAGUUCUGGGAAGGUCCACGGCAUCGUCACACGUUUUGCGUGGCCAGGAUCAGCAGGCCAGAGCUGGGACAAGAGGUUGGCAGGAGUUCUUUGGCCAUGUGAGGGAAGGAACAAGCCGCCACACCUGGAGGUCGGCGACAGCGUGGUUGUGACGGUUGGGUACACGCCUGCACGUGACCCCAGUUUGUUUGGAGCGCGCCAGCAGCGCCACGAGAAAACAAGAAAUGCCAGCUCCGUCAUUAAAUCCGAAUGUAUCUCUGCAGGGCAUCAGGUCGGCUGCAAGGCCUCGGAUGGUGUCGGCACGUGGGCAUCCGCGGGCAAGUCUCUCCCUUCGGACCUUAUGGUGGCCUUGCGCCGGCAGAGGAGAGGUGUUGCAGACUUUGAGUACGAGCAGUUUUUGAAGGCAAAGGAGGUACAGCGGGCCAUGUUCAAGGCGGAGAACAAGACGAUCGUUCAUCAGUGUGCGGACACGGAUGUGAUCGAGGCCAGCGAAGGCUCCAUUGCAUGCAUCGAUGGGAACCAGGCAGCAGCUCACGUGGCCUACGCCCUCAGUGACUGCGCCUUCAUCUACCCCAUCACACCAAGCUCCCCGAUGGGCGAGAUGGUUGACGAGUGGGCUGCUCAAGGUUUGAUCAAUUGCUAUGGCCAGAAACUAUCCGUCACGGAGAUGCAAAGUGAGGCGGGUGCUGCUGGAGCCUUGCAUGGCGCCUUGAAAGCAGGAGCUUUGGGCACGACCUUCACCGCAAGCCAGGGGCUGCUUUUGAUGAUCCCCAACAUGUUCAAGAUUGCAGGUGAGUUGCUUCCAUGUGUAAUGCACGUGGCUGCACGGGCCCUUGCAGGACAGGCCUUGUCCAUCUUUGGGGAUCACAGCGAUGUGAUGGCCUGCCGCUCUACGGGCUGGGCCAUGCUGGCUUCGGAGUCCGUGGAGAUGGUGCAGUACAAUGCCCUGGUCUCCCACCUCGUCUCCAUGGAGCGUCGUGUGCCGGUGCAGCACUUCUUCGAUGGAUUCCGCACGAGCCACGAGGUCAACAAGGUCAAGUUGGUGGACUACAAGACCAUGAAGGAUUUCGUCAACUGGGAUGCCAUCAAGGAGCACCACGACCUUGCUAUGAACCCACGGCAUCCUCACGUGCAGGGGACGUCGCAGGGUCCAGACAUCUUCUUCCAGUGCGUGGAGGCCGGCAACACCUUCUACGACAACCUCGCAGACCUCUUUGAGGCCAAAUCCCGCUUGGUGGAGCAGAAGACAGGUGUGCACUAUGCUCUCUAUGCCUACGAGGGGCAUCCAGAGGCCACCAACGUCAUCGUGGUGAUGGGCAGUGGCGCCGUGACCUGCAGCGAGACUGCAAAGUACCUCCAUGACAAGGGCCAGAAGGUGGGAGUGCUGAAGGUGCGCCUCUUCCGGCCUUGGGACACUUCCCGAUUUUUGGCGGCCCUCCCAAAGACGACAGAGAGAAUCUGCGUGCUGGACCGGACCAAGGAGCCAGGCUCUCAGGGGGAGCCGCUCUUCCUGGAGGUCUCCUCUACACUGCAGCUGUCAGGGAGAGCCGACAUCAUCUGCAUUGGUGGCCGCUAUGGCCUGGGCUCCAAGGAAUUUACUCCCAACAUGGUGCUCUCCAUCUACGAAAACCUGGCCAAGGAAACCCCGAAGCCACGCUUCACCGUGGGCAUCAACGACGAUGUGACGAACCUCUCGCUGCCUGUUGGCGACUGGCUGGACGUGCUCCCACAGGGCACUACGGAGUGCAUGUUCUACGGCUUGGGCAGCGACGGCACCGUGGGCGCCAACAAGAGUGCAGUGAAGAUGAUCGCGCUGGGCACGGAGCUUUAUGCUCAGGCCUACUUUGAGUACGAUGCUAAGAAGAGCGGUGGUGUUACCAUCAGCCACCUCCGCUUCGGCCCCAAGCCUAUCCAUGCACCCUACAACGUGCGCUCUGCCAAUUACCUCGCCGUGCACAAGUCCAGCUAUGUCACCAACUACGACAUGACCCGCUACUUGAAACCAAACGGCGUUUGCGUCAUCAACUGCUCCUGGACCCCGGCCGAGCUCGAGAAGCACCUGCCCGCGAAGAUGCGCCGAGACCUGGCCACGAAGCAGGCGAAGCUCUAUAGGGCGAAGCUGUACAUCAUCGAUGCGACGCAGAUCGCCGUGAAGGCAGGCCUGGGCAAGCGCAUCAACAUGAUCAUGCAGUCCGUCUUCUUCAAGCUCUCUGGCGUCAUGCCCUACGAGGAGGCCAUCGAGAUGUUGAAGAAGAGCAUCAAGAAGAUGUAUGGCAAGAAAGGUGAUGCCGUGGUCAAGAUGAACAUCGACGGCGUGGAUGCGUCGGUCACGGGCAUCGUGGAGUGCCCGGUGCCGAGUUCCUGGGCAUCCCUCACCGUGGAGGAGCAGUCUGGCGAGUCAUCCACUUUCAAGAAGGGACCCAGGACUAUUGUGGACAUGACCUCAGAUCAGUUUGCAAAGCAAGUCCAAAGUCAUUGCAACAAUCUGGAUGGGAAUGCCUUGCCCGUGAGCACCUUCGUCCCUGGUGGCCGUGUGCCCUUGGGUACCAGCCAGUAUGAGAAGCGUGGCAUCGCCAUCAACGUGCCCACAGUUGACAUGGACAAGUGCACGCAGUGCAACAAGUGCAGCCUUAUUUGCCCCCACGCUGCCGUGCGGCCCUUCCUGGCCACCACGCAGGAGCUGAGCAAUGCCCCCCAGGACUUCAGGGCUGGCAGCCGUGCUGCCAUUGGCGGCGGCGUGCUGGACAACUACCAGUACCGCAUCCAGGUCUCCCCAUGGGACUGCACGGGCUGCGAGCUCUGCGUCCGUAUCUGCCCGGCCGAUGCGCUGAAGCUGAGCCCAGCUGGGCAGGUGAUCCAGCAGGAGGAGCCGAACUGGAACUUUGCAGUGACGCUGCCGGACCGAGGUGAUGAGAUUGACAAGACGACUGUCAAGGGCUCCCAGUUUCAGAAACCAUAUCUUGAGUUCUCGGGAGCCUGCGAGGGCUGCGGCGAGACACCGCACGUGAAGCUCAUGACCCAGCUUUUCGGAGAACGGCUGGUCAUCGCUAAUGCCACUGGCUGCUCCUCGAUCUGGGGCGGAUCCAAUCCGUCCUUCCCAUACACGGUCAACAGCAAGGGCGAGGGCCCCGCCUGGGCAAACUCCCUCUUUGAGGACAACGCAGAGUUCGGCUUUGGCAUGCGCAAGGCCUUCAAGCAGCGCCGGGACUACUUGGCCAUGCAGGUCGAGGACGCCCUGGGCGACAAGACUGUGAUCAUGUCCGACGAGCUGCGCCAGGCCCUCCAGCAGUACCUGGUCAUGCGCAAGGAGCAGAUGCAUGACCUCCUGCUGCCCCGCGGCCGCAGCAUCUACCAUCAAAUCAUGGAGAAGUUGGAGCCCCUCCUUUUGAAGGAGAAGGACAGUCACCCCAAGUUGAAGUACCUCCAUGAUCUGGAGGACAUGUUCGGCCGCUCCAGCUUCUGGAUGGUCGGCGGCGACGGCUGGGCAUACGACAUCGGUUACGGCGGCCUGGACCACGUCAUCGCCAGUGAAGAGCACGUGAACAUCCUUGUGCUGGACACGGAGAUGUAUAGCAACACUGGCGGCCAGGCUUCGAAGUCCACGCCCAAGGGUGCCAUGGCUAAGUUUGCCGAGGGCGGUAAGUUGACAGCGAAGAAGGACAUGGGGCAGCUGGCCAUGACCUACAAGAACGUCUACGUGGCCAGCAUCUGUGUGCACGUAAACCCGCAGCAGGCUGUGAGGGCCAUGCUGGAGGCCGACGCCUAUGCAGGCCCUAGCAUCAUCCUGGCUUACUCUCCGUGCAUCAGCCAGGGCUUCCCCAUGGCAGAGUCCAUCCAGCACUGCCAGAUGGCGGUGGACUCGGGCUACUGGCCGCUCUAUCGCUACAACCCUGACGCUGCCACUCAUGGCAACAACCCCUUCCAACUUGACAGCAAGAAGAUUAAGGGUGACCUCUUCAAGUUCCUGGCCAAGGAGAACCGCUUCGCGGCCGUGAUGCGCCGCGACCCUAAGCACGCCCAGGAGCUGGAUGACAAGCUGAAGGAGCAGCUGGUCCAGAAGAACCACCUCCUGCAGGUCUUAAACAAGGACGAUCUGGAGGGCCAAUUCCACAAGCUCGUGGAGGGCCUCUCGGAUGCUAGCUCCGCUGGCAACUCUGUGACCAUCCUCUAUGGCAGUGAGACGGGGAACUCAGAGGAGCAGGCCAAGAACCUCAUGCAGGACAUCAUGGCUCGGGGGCUCAAGGCCACUUGCACAGCCAUGGACGACUUCGACUUUGAAGAGCUGCCCAACCAGAAGAUCGUGAUCCUGGUUGUCUCCACCUGUGGUCUCGGCGAGUACCCGGCAAACUGCAAGCAGACAUGGAUGAAGCUUCAGUCCCAGGAGCUGCCAAUGAGCUGGCUGUCGGGAACCAAAUUCGCCGUUUUCGGCCUUGGCGACUCCACCUACUCGCAGUUCUGCGUGGCGGCUAUCGGCUUUGACACCCGCCUCGGCGAGCUGGGCGCCCAGCGCAUGCUCAAGCGUGGCGUCGGCGACGAUCGGGAUGAGGACCGUUACUACACCGGCUGGGAGGCUUGGCUCCCGGAGCUCUGGCAGGUGCUUGGCCUCCCACAGCUGCCGCUGAGCCAAGAGGCCCCGACCCCGUGCUACCGGGUGGAUGUCAGUGCCGGGUCCGUGGAGAAGCCCCCGGUGAAGGAUGAUGACAUCGUCCCGCCCGGCGCCACCAAACUCACCCUGCUGCACAACUCCGUCCUCACGGGUGAUGCCAAGUAUGACCGGGACAUCCGCCACUACGAGUUCAAGAUCGAGGGUACGUCAGUCUCCUACAAGACCGGCGAGAGCUUGGCCAUUUGGCCGCGGAAUCCUAUCGACAAGGUCCUGGAGUUCUGCACUGACAUGGGGCUUGAUGCAGGCCAGCAGCUGCGCGUGCUGCCACUGGAGGGUGCCAGGAACUGGUGUCCUAUGGACCUCAAUGUCCGCCAGCUCUUCUCCCAUGUCCUCGACAUCUUCGGCAAGCCCAACCGCAAGUUCUUUGAGACUUUGUCGCUCUUUGCCAAAGACGACAAGGAACGAAGCCAGCUGCGAUCCAUCGUGGAGAACAGCGCCGAGGGCCAAGCUCUGUACCGUGACCUCACGCACGACUUUGCUCACCAUGCGGACGUGCUGCGGAAGUUCCAAAGCGCCCGCCCUCCCAUCGAGCAGCUGCUGAAUAUGAUUCCGGUGCUGAAGCCCAGAAGUUAUUCCAUUGCUAGCUCCCCGCUUAUGCACCCAGACAAGAUCCAGCUUUGCGUUGUGCUUGUAGACUGGAAGGUUGAGACCACCCAGGAGCUGCGAAUCGGCGAGUGCACCGGCUACAUGCAAAAACAGCAGCCCGGUGCUUCGAUCAUGUGUGCUGUGCGUUCCAGUGCCAUCGUCCUGCCGAAGGAUCCGAGCAGCCCAGUUCUCAUGGCUGGCAUGGGCACGGGCUUGGCACCGUGGAGGGCGGUCACGCAGGAGCGUAUUUGCCAGCAUCGCCAGGGCCAGAAGGUGGGCCCGUGCAUGCUCUUCUUCGGCGCACGUUAUGCCGUCGAGUAUCUCUACAAGGACGAGUUCGAGAGCUACGUCAAGGAGGGCGUGCUCUCCAUGCACACGGCUUUUUCGCGCGAGCAGGCUCGAAAGAUCUACGUUCAGCACCGCAUCAUGGAGGCCGGUGAGAAGGUGGCCGAGUACAUGCUGCGGCAAAACGGCCAUUUCUACGUCUGUGGCAGUGCCCGGCAAGUGCCAGAGGACAUUUACACGGCCAUGAAGGAGGUGAUGAUGGCCAACGAGCGCGUGGGUGAGGAAGACGCCGAAGCCAUCCUUUCCAACUUGAAGAUGGAGGGACGCUACACUGUGGAAGCGUGGUCGUAG
This is a messenger RNA of Symbiodinium sp. CCMP2456, 10233 nucleotides long. The record is from the annotation of a GenBank genome assembly. NCBI's taxonomy places the organism in Eukaryota, Dinophyceae, Suessiales, Symbiodiniaceae.